Serendipita indica DSM 11827 is the source of this 1464-nucleotide messenger RNA. The record is from the annotation of a GenBank genome assembly. NCBI's taxonomy places the organism in Eukaryota, Fungi, Basidiomycota, Agaricomycetes, Sebacinales, Serendipitaceae.
AUGGCAGUAUGGGGCGCCCAAGCUGUCGUCAGCGUAUUGUUGGUGAUUAUUCUCGUGAUCAUCAAAGCCGGACCGUCCAUGGGUGCAGUUUUUGGAUUGUGUCUUGUAGACGUCCACAAGAGCAUGUGGACGAUUUGGAUCCCGUCCAUCUUUUUCCACACACUUAUCUUUGGCCUACUUGUGUGGAAAGCAUGGGCAACCCCGCGAGACUCCCAGACACCAUUGUUAAUGCUCCUGAUCAGAGAUGGCAUCCUUUUCUUCGGAGUGGUCUUCAUCGCCUUUCUUUUCAACCUAUUGGUGUGGGCUGUUGGUCCUAUAAGCCUAGCCAUCCUUCCUCACGACUCCGUAUGGGCGAUAUGCACUAUUGCACUCUCGCAUCUCAUGCUAUCCAUUGACAAUAUCUCAUCUAAUACGGCAGUGGCGCUCGCCACUGACCUCGAAACCGAAUUGUCGCAAGCAGGGGCACGACCUCUUUCGACAAUUUCCUCUACAGGAAAAGUUCCCGUGGCUACUACAGCUGUUGGCGGCAAGCAUCGACCAUCGACGGAGCAACGUGCAUCAUACAGCCACCAACGAUAUAGCAUUCACCCUCCGUCUUUCCCUACUAAAGUCAAUUCAAUAGAUGGUAGACGGGAGAAUAGCUACCUUCAUCCCUUCAACGGCACACCAAGUUCGCAUUCCCCCGACUUGUCCAGCUUUGACGAGACAGCGGUGGAACACGCCCCUGACCGUUUACCCUCAAUCCAAGAAGUUAGCUUGGGAUCUGAUCUCAUGCUGGAACCCAAGAAAUCUACGGAUACAGGGAGGAGCGAGCGUGAGGGAGAGUUUGGAUAUGUCAAAGUCGGCGGCGAUGCCUCACCCGUGCAUUUCAGUUUCAACGAACAGAUUACGGAGACUGCGCAAACACGCAACUACUCAAGAGCACCGACGGGACCAGAUACAGGAACACUCCCUCAUCCGUUGGCGGAUUUACUCGCCCCUGAACCGAGAUCAAGACCGUUUUCAACUCUGACUACAUCGACGAUGAGCGUGAGCGACGUACCGCUUGCUUAUGACCCGUCUACUUUCAGAAAAUUUGUUGAAGUUGGUCGAGUCGUCCUUUUGAAGAAGGGCCCACAUGCUGGAAAGACGGCCACGAUUGUUGAGAUUAUUGACCACAAUCGCGCACUCAUUGACGGCCCGACGACGGGUGUACCACGACAGUCGUUCCCGUACCGACAUCUCGUGCUCACGACCUUUGUCGUCAAGGAUCUGCCGCGCGCAGCUGGCACGCCCGUGGUGAAGAAGUAUAUCGAAAAGUCCGAGGUCGACGCAAAAUGGGCUGCGACUUCGUGGGCAAAGAGGCGUGAAAUCGUCGAGCGAAGAAAGAAACUGAGUGACUUUGAACGAUUCAAGGUCAUGCUCGGCAAGAGACAACGAAGGGACAAGGUCCGCAAGACAGUCUGCUCGCUGCGCAAGAACUAG